AUGGCUCCGGACGAUGAGUCGAAAAAGAGGGCCACUAGGAAGUCGACGAAGCGAUGGAAAGAAGAACAUCAAGUAGCCACGGAAAUUCCUGAGCGCUUCCGGGAAGGCGAUGAUGAGGACGAGGAUUGCACCGCCGGUCAUGCGCUGAAUAAAUCUGUGUUUGGUAUGAUCGCUGCAGCCAGCUCAAUUGUUGAUUUCAAUGCCAGAUUCGAUGCGCAAUCUAGCGACGAAGAAUAUGAUUUGGGAAAGCCAACCCGGCAAAGCUCCGAAUCACACAUAAAUCGAAGCAGUAUAGAUCAAAAGAUGGGGAAAUUUGAAGGACAUAGACGACUACUUUCCGAAAGCAAGAUACUUCGGUCCUUUUCGCGGUUCAGUUCUAGGUCCAAGUCUAAAUCAUCAAACACCAUCGCUAGAGGUAGCCGUACGCCAUCACCACUGCGUGAAUCUCGCCAGGAACCUACCUCGCCUGAGAUAAGAUAUUCACCACUUCAACCAAAAGACACACCGGUCAUGAGCAGAAUGUUGGAAGCCCGAGCAGAAUUAUCUUUGCGACCUAGUUUUGAAAUGCCUCGAAAAUCAAAAGAUCCUGCAGAAGUUGAUGAUGAGAGAACAUCACCGGAUAGUUUAGCAGAGAGGUUGAUGGAGAUCUUCAAGUUUGAAACGCCCGAAGACGUACUAGAGGAAUAUCCUUGCUGGCUGAUGAAGAGUGUUUUGCUACAAGGUUAUAUGUACAUUACUACUAAGCAUAUUUGCUUCUAUGCAUAUCUACCAAAGAAAGCCAAUGAAGUCGUCAAAUCAGGCUACCUUUCAAAAUCUGGUCGACACAACCCAAAAUACAAUAGAUAUUGGUUCCGGCUAAAAGAUGACGUUCUUUCAUACUACACCAACCCAUCGGACUUAUAUUUUCCAAGUGGUAAUAUUGACUUGAGGUACGGGAUUUCGGCAAGUAUUGUGGAAAAAGAGAAAGGGAAAGACUCUACACAUUUCACCGUCGAAACACAUCAACGUAAAUACAACUUCAAUGCGGAUAGCGCCCCUAGCGCAAAAGAAUGGGUUAAAGCCUUGCAAAAAAUCAUAUUCAGGUCUCACAACGAUGGCGACAGUGUCAAAAUAUCGUUACCUAUCGAGAAUAUCAUCGACAUUGAGGACAGUCGAAUAAUUGAUUUCGCCGAUACCUGCAAGAUACGGAUCAUUGACAACGAUGAGACUUAUGCUAUUGACGAGUACUUUUUCUCUUUCUUUACCAAUGGCAAAUUAGCAUUGAGCGUACUGAAAAUCCUUGUUGGGGAUACGGCCGCGCAGAAAAUACCAGAGGAACUUUUGUCCCCACUUUCAACAGCUGAUGAUAGCCGUGGUAGCUCCAAGCGGACGUCAUUUCAAGUGAGCCGUGACCGGAAGCUCCAUGGUCCUUCUGUACAACCCAACGCACCAGCCUUGGAGGAAACCGUCCGAGCAACUUUAUCUCCAUUGCUUGCUCCAGGGGCUGGAAGUCCUCGCGCCAGCACUGACAUGAGCCUCUCAAGCUCAGAUAUCUUUCGUAGGAGUCUGGAUAUCAAUAAGCACGGCCGACGCAGUAUCGACCUGAACCGAUUAACUACGGAACAUCACAGAAGUAAUAGUGCAAAUAGCAUCAGCACAAGACGUAGCUUGAGCACCAAUCGCUUAGAUCAAGAAAAACGUACUUCUAAGCAAGGAUCAUCGGAUUCAUAUGUGCAUUCCUUGGAGGAACCGGGGUCAUCCGAGGCUUUACCAUCAGCAAGUGACGAGACUCAAGCAUCGGCUAGUCAGAUACUGCGAGGCAGCGAUGUAUUCUUAUCCCCUACCAUACAGCACUCUCCCUCAGUGGCGUGCAACAGAAACAAAGACGAGAUUCAGGGCCCAAAGUCUCGUUCCCUCACCUCCCCGAUAAAGUCCGCUGAUGUUUCCCCGACACGAACUCAGCGGCCACAGCAUCCAAAACACGCUGCAACCACAGGUUCGGUGAGCGACUCGAAUGUUGGGCAAGCGGAGAUCUCAUCUGGCCCUUCUUUACAAAGUAUCGUUAAGGCUGGAUCGUAUCCUUUACAAAGAGCCGCAGGGUUUGCUGGCUAUCUCAAUAGACACUCCAAAAGAAUGAGCACUUUACUGGCAAGUGAGUCAAUGGGUUACGUGGAAAAGGUCUCAGGCAUGUGGAAAGGGGGCAAAAAGCACUAUGAGGAACCCCACGGAAUACCACGUGACAAUGAAAUGCCCAGCAUUGGAGACGAUGAUGAUAACCGGGAUGGUGCUACACCCGCCGACAGAUUUCGUGAUCAUUUUGCCUUACCUCCAGACGAGAAGCUUCAUGCCACAUACUUUGGCUACUUGCAGCGGGUCCUUCCGCUAUAUGGCAAAAUCUAUAUUAGUGACCGAUCUUUUUGCUUCCGCAGUCUACUACCAGGCACCCGAACUAAAUUUAUUCUUCCUUUGAAAGAUAUCGAGAACGUCGAUAAAGAGAAAGGAUUUCGUUUUGGAUACUCGGGACUUGUCAUCACUAUCCGAGGGCACGAAGAAAUUUUCUUCGAGUUCAAUCAAGCCGAGAACCGAGAUGAUUGUGCAAUAACUCUCUUGCAGAAUGUGGAGACAAUGCAGUAUAUGCAAGACUCCGGCCUUUUGACUAUGUAUGAGCGCGAAAGCGCGGAGAUGGCCGGUGCUGAACACAGAGCUUUAAUACAGGCACGACGCGGGAUCCGUUCUGAGCAUGAUAUUGAUAUGCACAAAGCAGCCGACGGUGGAUCACAGUCAAUAUCCUUCGAUGAUCCGAGAGCGUCAAUAUUGAACUUUAAGCCAACGGAACCUCUCCGUAUCACUUGCUUGACCAUCGGCUCUCGUGGUGAUGUUCAGCCUUACAUUGCUCUAUGUAAGGGUUUGAUGGCAGAAGGUCAUCAAACAAAGAUAGCUACUCACUUGGAAUUCAAGGAGUGGAUUGAGUCACACGGUAUUGAAUUUGCGCCAGUUGAUGGUGAUCCAGCCGAAUUGAUGCGGAUUUGUGUCGAAAACGGAAUGUUCACUGUCUCGUUCUUAAAAGAAGCUUCUUCGAAGUUUCGUGGUUGGAUAGAUGAUCUGCUCAGUUCAUCAUGGCGAGCCUGCCAAAAUUCUGAUAUUCUGAUUGAGAGUCCCAGCGCAAUGGCUGGAAUCCAUAUCGCGGAAGCCCUUCGAAUCCCAUAUUUCCGAGCUUUCACCAUGCCAUGGACAAGAACAAGAGCUUAUCCUCACGCAUUUGCUGUUCCUGAGCACAAGCUGGGUGGUUCUUACAACUAUGUCACUUACCUUAUGUUUGACACCGUCUUUUGGAGAGCUAUUUCCGGGCAGGUGAAUCGUUGGAGACAGAAGGAGCUAAAUCUGCAAGCCACUGGUCUGGAGAAGAUGCAGCCUAAUAAGGUUCCAUUCUUGUAUAAUUUCAGUCCUUCAGUCGUGGUACCACCUCUUGAUUACAGCGAUUGGAUUAGAGUCACAGGUUACUGGUUUUUGGAUGAAGGAGCAAACUACACACCACCCAAAGAUCUCACUGAUUUCAUAGCAAACGCGCGCGCAGAUGGCAAACGGCUUGUGUAUGUUGGGUUUGGAUCAAUCGUUGUGGCAGAUUCUGCAGUUUUGACCAAAACAGUUGUGGCGUCUGUUCUUAAAGCCGAUGUACGAUGCAUUCUGUCAAAAGGAUGGUCAGACCGCUUAGAGAAGAAAGGCGCUAAUAAUGUUGAAAUACCACUUCCACCGGAGAUAUUUCAGAUCAAAUCUGCACCGCACGACUGGCUCUUUUCUCAGGUCGAUGCAGCAGCCCAUCAUGGGGGCGCCGGCACUACUGGAGCUAGCUUGCGAGCCGGUAUUCCAACGAUCAUCAGGCCGUUCUUUGGAGAUCAAUUUUUCUUUGGUCAACGUGUUGAGGAUUUAGGUGUUGGCGUGCUGAUCAAGAAGAUCAACGUCAGCGUCUUUUCGCGGGCUCUCUGGGAGGCCACACAUAGUGAGAGGAUAAUUACAAAGGCUAGAGUUUUGGGCGAACAAAUCAGAAAAGAGAAUGGAGUCGAUACUGCGAUUCAGAGCAUAUAUCGAGACAUGGAGUACGCGAAAUCACUGAUUAAGUGCAAAGAAGGAAAGUCGGAUGAUGAUACGCUGGAAGAUUCGGAAGAAAGCUGGACAUUCAUCGGGGACGAUACCGACCCGGAACUAAUUAAACGAUUUUAUGAUUGGGAAUCGAUGGCGCACUCAGGGACUUUAAGUGACAAGAAUAUGAUGGCUUGGUCGGGCUCGGAUGUGGCAUCUGCGGCGUUGUCGCCGACCAGAAAGGCGGCUUGA
This is a messenger RNA of Sclerotinia sclerotiorum 1980 UF-70, 4308 nucleotides long. RefSeq lists its product as hypothetical. The coding region runs from base 1 to 4308 and encodes 1435 amino acids. The transcript has 5 exons. The record is from RefSeq and is a predicted model, not a curated record. Gene Ontology annotation, biological process: carbohydrate metabolic process. Gene Ontology annotation, molecular function: hexosyltransferase activity; UDP-glycosyltransferase activity. Lineage: Eukaryota; Fungi; Ascomycota; Leotiomycetes; Helotiales; Sclerotiniaceae.